AUGGCUGCCCAAGAAUUGAAAGAAAAGAAGAGAAAAUCAUCCUCCGAAGAUGAUAAGCUAGUGGAAAAGAAGAAGCAUAAGAAAGACAAGAAGGAGAAGAAAGAGAAGAAGGAUAAAAAAGAAAAGAAAGAAAAGAAAGACAAAAGUGAGAAGAGAUCAAAGAAAGAAGAAGUUUCAGAACCAACCGUUGCAAAGACUGCUACUUCUUCUUCAAAAGCUACUACUGAUGGCUAUAAUGAAAGCUCCGAACUUUCUUCAGUCCCUCAAUCAGAAGUUGAUGCCUUUUAUAAAGAAAAUGAAGUAACAGUUGAAGAUCCAAAAUCAUCAAACUUGAGACCAUUAUUAUCAUUCUCCCAUGUUGAAUUUGAACCAGAAAUCCAAUCUGAGAUUGCCAAGUUCCCUAAACCAACUCCUAUUCAAUCUGUUUCAUGGCCAUAUCUAUUAUCAGCCAGAGAUGUUAUUGGUGUUGCAGAAACUGGUUCAGGUAAAACUUUUGCAUUUGGUGUUCCAGCAAUUGAUAAAUUAGUCAAAAAUGGCGAUAAAAAGGGUAUCAAAGUGUUUGCUGUUUCUCCAACAAGAGAGUUAGCUUCUCAAAUUUAUGACAAUUUAACAACUUUAACCAAGAAAGUUGGUUUACAUUGUGUCUGUCUUUAUGGUGGUGUUCCAAAAGAUCAACAACGUAAAGAUGUUUUGAAAGCUCAAGUUGUCAUUGCCACUCCAGGUAGAUUGAUUGAUUUGAUGAAUGAAGGAUCAGUUGAUUUAUCAAACGUUCACUACUUAGUUCUUGAUGAAGCCGAUAGAAUGUUGGAAAAAGGGUUUGAAGAAGAUAUUAAAAACAUUAUGAGAUCAUGUUCAAAUAAAAACAGACAAACUUUAAUGUUUACUGCAACAUGGCCAAAAGAAGUUAGAGAAAUCGCUAGUGUGUUUAUGAACGAUCCAGUUAAAGUUAGUAUUGGUAACAGAGAUGAACUAAGUGCCAAUAAAAGAAUUACUCAAAUUGUCGAAGUUGUUGAGCCAUUCAAAAAAGAAAACAAAUUAUUAUCAUUAUUGAAUCAAUAUCAAUCAGGUGAUAAAAAGAAUGAUAAAGUGUUGAUUUUUGCAUUGUAUAAAAAGGAAGCUUCCAGAAUCGAAAGAUUGUUGAUCAACAAAGGUUAUAAAGUUGCAGCUAUUCAUGGUGAUUUAUCACAACAACAAAGAACCCAAUCUUUAGAAAACUUCAAAAAAGGUCACUCAAACUUGUUAUUAGCUACCGAUGUUGCUGCUAGAGGUCUUGAUAUCCCAAAUGUCAAAACAGUUAUUAACUUAACUUUCCCAUUGACUGUUGAAGAUUAUGUUCAUAGAAUUGGUAGAACAGGUAGAGCUGGCCAAUAUGGUACUGCUCACACUUUAUUCACAGAACAAGAAAAACAUUUAAGUGGUGCUUUAAUUAAUGUUUUGAAAGGUGCUAACCAAAAUGUCCCAGAUGAAUUGUUGAAAUUUGGUAGUCAUACAAAGAAGAAGGAACAUGGUGCUUAUGGUGCUUUCUUUAAAGAUGUUGAUAUGACCAAGAAGCCUAAAAAAAUCACUUUUGAUUGA
Molecule: messenger RNA, 1575 nt
Organism: Hansenula anomala
Lineage: Eukaryota; Fungi; Ascomycota; Saccharomycetes; Phaffomycetales; Wickerhamomycetaceae
Gene: DBP3
Product: RNA-dependent ATPase DBP3
Exons: 1
Coding region: 1-1575 (524 amino acids)
Biological process (GO): rRNA processing
Cellular component (GO): nucleolus
Molecular function (GO): RNA binding; RNA helicase activity; ATP binding
Source: RefSeq, a predicted model, not a curated record